Molecule: messenger RNA, 3539 nt
Organism: Balaenoptera ricei (Rice's whale)
Lineage: Eukaryota; Metazoa; Chordata; Mammalia; Artiodactyla; Balaenopteridae
Gene: GDPD5
Product: glycerophosphodiester phosphodiesterase domain containing 5
Exons: 17
Coding region: 898-2715 (605 amino acids)
Biological process (GO): lipid metabolic process; positive regulation of neuron differentiation
Cellular component (GO): plasma membrane
Molecular function (GO): glycerophosphodiester phosphodiesterase activity
Source: RefSeq, a predicted model, not a curated record
UCUGCUGGGCUCCGGCUCGACUGUAGCUCCUGUGGGGGUGGGCGGCGCGGGUGGCAGCGGCUGCGGCGCGGGACCGAGCGAGCGGCUAGCGAGCCGGGGGAAGAGGAGGAAGUAUAGCCGCGGCCCGGAGCUCUGCAGUCAGCUGCCGCGCCGGGGACCGCCCCAUUUUGCAGAGCGAGCCGAAUCCGAACCUAAGAAGACUUCCCCGCCGGGCUCCGCGCCUCCUCGCCGGCGCCCUGCCCUGCCCCGCCUGUCCCAGCCCCGGGUUCCGCCGGGACGCUCCCUGCCCCGCGGUCCGGGGCGUGUGGCCGGGACGCCCCGAGCCCCCGACCCUGAUCCAGUGCACCGGAGAGGGACGCUCCUGGCCCACCAUGCGGCUCUAGGGUUAAGGGCUCAUUCCCAGCCUUUCUAUAGUGUGUGUUGGAGCCCCCAGCCCUCCGACCGCGGUUAAGGCGGGGUGCCCCCAGCCCCCUGACUGAGUGCAAAGCAGCCCGGACGCCUCCAGACUCUGGUUCCCCGAAACCCGAACCUUCAGCUGCCUCCGAUCCGGUGCUUCGGACUUGGGACCGUGCGAACAUUCAGGAAACCCCGGCCCGAGUUCAGCGCCCCGUGAGGGGUCCAAGGCGGUCUGGAUACUCGGACUGAACCAGACCGGGCUGGUGCUUCGAGUCGAAGCUGCCACCUUCCUGCCGCCCCAGGAGAGGGGCUGAGCGCUUGCCCCCAAGAGAACACAAGAGAGAGCCGAGAAGUGCAGCUCUCCCACUGACGUGACAUCACCACCUCUGUGGACAGGACCCCCCAGGAGCCCGGCUCACAGCCACUGGUGCCUUCUUCCAGGACCAGCUGGGGGCCUCCAUGGGCGCCUGAGAGCAGGGCGCCAGGGCCGCGGGCGCGAGCAUGGUGAGACACCAGCCCCUGCAGUACUAUGAGCCGCAGCUCUGCCUCUCCUGCCUCACGGGCAUCUACGGCUGCCGCUGGAAGCGCUACCAGCGCUCUCACGAUGACACCACACCGUGGGAGCGCCUCUGGUUCCUGCUCCUCACCUUCACCUUCGGCCUCACGCUCACCUGGCUGUACUUCUGGUGGGAAGUCCACAACGACUACGAUGAAUUCAACUGGUACCUCUACAACCGCACGGGCUCCUGGAGCGACUGGUCCGUGCCCAUCCUCAUGACCACAGCAGCCGCCUUCACUUACGUCGCAGGCCUCCAGGUCCUGGCACUAUGUCACAUUGCCGUGGGGCAGCAGAUGAACCUGCACUGGCUGCACAAGAUAGGGCUGGUGGUCAUCCUGGUGGCUACAGUGGUGGCCAUGUCAGCUGUGGCCCAGCUGUGGGAGGACGAGUGGGAGGUGCUGCUGAUCUCCCUGCAGGGCACAGCGCCAUUCCUGCACAUGGGGGCCCUGGUCGCCGUCACUGCGCUCUCCUGGAUCGUGGCAGGACAGUUUGCCCGCGCAGAGCGAUCCUCCUCCCAGAUGGCCAUUCUCAGUACCUUCUUCACCGUGGUGUUUGCCCUCUACCUGGCCCCUCUCACCAUCUCCUCUCCCUGCAUCAUGGAGAAAAAGGACCUGGGUCCCAAACCUGCCCUCAUCGGCCACCGCGGGGCCCCCAUGCUGGCCCCAGAGCACACGCUGAUGUCCUUCAGGAAGGCCCUAGAGCAGAAGCUGUAUGGACUCCAGGCUGACGUCACCAUCAGCCUGGACGGCGUGCCCUUCCUCAUGCACGACGCCACCCUGCGCCGCACCACCAACGUGGAGGAGGAAUUCCCGGAGCUCGCCCGCAGGCCCGCCUCCAUGCUCAACUGGACCCUGCUGCAGAGGCUCAAUGCUGGCCAGUGGUUCCUGAAGACGGACCCCUUCUGGACGGCCAGCUCCCUGUCACCGUCCGACCACAGGGAGGCCCAAAACCAGUCCAUCUGCAGCCUAAUGGAACUCUUGGAGCUGGCCAAGGGCAAUGCCACACUGCUGCUCAACCUGCGUGACCCGCCGCGGGAGCACCCCUACCGCGGCAGCUUCCUCAACGUCACGCUGGAGGCCCUGCUGCGCUCGGGCUUCCCCCAGCACCAGGUCCUGUGGCUGCCUGACAGGCAGAGGCCCUUCGUGCAGAAGGUGGCUCCCGGCUUCCAGCAGACAUCGGGCUCCAAGGAGGCAGCUGCCACCCUGCGGAGAGGCCACAUCCAGCGGCUGAACCUGCGCUACACUCAGGUGUCCCGCCAGGAGCUCAGGGACUAUGCAUCCUGGAACCUGAGCGUGAACCUCUACACGGUCAAUGCCCCGUGGCUCUUCUCCCUGCUGUGGUGCGCGGGGGUCCCGUCUGUCACCUCUGACAACUCCCACACCUUAUCCCAGGUGCCCUCCCCCCUCUGGAUCAUGCCCCCGGACGAGUACUGUCUCAUGUGGGUCACCGCCGACCUGAUCUCCUUCAUCCUGAUCGUUGGCAUCUUCGUGCUCCAGAAGUGGCGCCUGGGUGGCAUACGGAGCUACAACCCCGAGCAGAUCAUGCUGAGUGCCGCGGUGCACCGGACCAGCCGGGACGUCAGCAUCAUGAAGGAGAAGCUCAUCUUUUCAGAGAUCAGCGACGGCAUGGAGGUCUCCGAUGAGCUCUCUGUAUGUUCGGACAACAGUUAUGACACAUAUGCCAACAGCACCACCUCCCCUAUGGGCCCCCAAGGGAGCGGCAGCCACGCCACGACCCUCACAGACCAGAGUGGGCGUUAGCUGAAGACCCGUCUGUCCAGCCUGUACCUCAUGUGGAGACAGGGGAAGCCCACAGAGCUGGCAGAAGCGUGCUCUGGGAGCUGGCGCCACAGUCUCCUUGUUGGCUCCAGCCCCUUGUCAGCCAUGGCCUCUCUUGGAGGGGGCUCCCCUCGCCAGCCUCUCAGAUGCCCCUGCGGGCCUGGGGCUCCUUUUUCUGGGAAGUUUGGGGCUCGGGGCCUGGUCCACUCCCGGAGGCCCUCCCUUGCAUCCUGACCUGGAAGUUUGAAGGGUCACUGGGCCGUGCCAUGCCCCCUGCGGCAGUGGAGGAUGUGGAGCCUGCGUGUGCCCACGUGUGUCUGUCCUCCUGUCUGUGCUGUGAGGAAACCACCUUCUCCGUGGUUCUCCUGCCUCAAGGGCCUGCGCUAGGCCUCUGCCCCAGCACCUCUGCUCUUCCAUCAGCCUCAAAGCACAAGGAAGCUUGGCCCAGGAGCAACGCCUGCUACAGUGGUGGAGACACUCCUCCCCUGCCAGCCUCCUGCUGCCGCUGGCCCUGCCCCGGGAGAGGGUCCGAGCCAUAUCCCCUAGGAGCAGCUGGAGAUGGCAAGAGCAGGCUCGGGGCUGCUGGAUCCACACCCAGGAGAUGCACAGACUGACAUGGCUGCUGGAUCCACGCCCAGGAGAUGCACAGACUGACAUGACCUCAGGUUCCCACGUCAGUGGCCAAGGGCAGGGGCCACCUGGGAAAAGUGUUCAGGCAUGGUCAGGGGUGGGUAUAUGGCCAAGGAGGCCUUCAGCGGAGGGAGCCUGAGGGGCCUUGGCCAAGAUGAUUAAAGCUGCCAUCUUGA